UUGGACGGCAGGGCUGCCAUUUUACGCACAAUCUCUCUGUUGGCAUCCCGCCGGCUGUUGGCGCACUGCUGCAGCCUCCUGUCUCCGCUCCCUGCGUGCCGACAGAUGGAUGCGACAGCGACGCGCACCAUCACCUGCAGCGGCACACUUUCACUUAAAUAUCGCAUGAGGAUUCUUCUUUUUUAAUUCAACGUUUGUCUUUUUUUUUUUUUUUACCUUUCCAAUGGAUGUUUACGCCUCAGCGUUGUCACCGGCGCUGGACAUUGGCACGGGCUGCUACCUGCUGGUUUUAACUGUACUCUCCAUUGUGGGAAACCUGCUUGUCCUCAUCAUGGCGUUUAGAAGAUCAUCAAGGAUGAAGCCACCAGAGCUGCUCAGUGUGAAUUUGGCGGUGACAGAUCUUGGAACAGCCAUCACCAUGUAUCCCUUGGCCGUUGCCUCUGCAUGGAGCCACCACUGGCUAGGUGGAGAUGUUUCCUGCAUUUACUAUGGCCUGGCAGGCUUCUUCUUUGGCAUUGCCAGCAUCAUGAACCUCACCAUCUUGGCCAUUGUGCGCUUCGUUGUGUCCCUCAAUCUGCACUCUCCAAAGCAGAAGAUCAGUUGGAAGAAGGUGAAGAUACUGUGUAUGUGGACCUGGCUGUAUGCUCUGAUCUGGGCUCUGCUCCCUAUUCUGGGCUGGGGCCGGUACGGGCCAGAGCCCUUUGGCUUGUCCUGUUCACUCGCAUGGGGACAAAUGAAACAUGAGGACUUCUCUUUUGUCAUUUCUAUUUUCUCUCUGAACCUGCUCGUGCCUUGUGUCAUCAUCAUUUUCUGCUACUUUGGCAUUGCUUUAAGGCUGUAUUUCGCCUACAAGAAGUCGAUGAACAACAACCAUGUCCCCAAUAUCAUCAAGCUGCAUCGAAGGCUUCUAAUAAUCGCUGUUUUGAUCAGCAUUGGCUUCAUAGGCUCCUGGGCGCCCUACGGCUUAGUAAGCCUCUGGUCUGUUUUGAAUGACAGCAGCAACAUCCCGCCUGAGGUCAGUUUGCUGCCUUGCAUGUUUGCGAAGAGCUCCACCGUGUACAACCCUUUGAUCUACUACUUCUUCAGCCAGAGCUUCAAAAGGGAGGUGAAACAGCUGUCGUGGCUGUGUCUCGGCUCCAAUCCAUGCCAGGUUUCCAACAGCGUAAAUACAAACAAUAUUUACAUGGUUAGUGUUAACGUCAAGUCUAAAGAAGUAGCACCGGAAACUUUGCAGGAGAUCACACAGUCAAGACAAUGACUUUGGGGUAAAGGAAUUGGGACAUACAUGAAAAAUAAAACUGAGCUGAGUUGUCAACUCUCAUAAUUUUGGAAUAGAAAAAAAAUAUUCUGGCUUUUCUUUGUUAUAACCAGGUAACUGGGUCCUUUGGUAGACAUGCGUGAUGGAUGAAAAGCCCCGUGUUAAAUGCUCUGAAUGUUCAGCCAACAACCAAUAUAAAACAGUGUUCAAUUUAAGCUUUGAGAUGGCACCCGGAAAGACUUCUGAGUAAAACAAAUUUAUAGAGGAAACGAUCACAACCAACAGGUUUUAGAUUUAGGGUAUGUUUAAAGUCACAGAGCCGCAUGGGAAAGAACCCGAGGUUUAAAAGUGAUAGAGGGUGAAGAUGUUAAUUAGCAAAGGUUCAAAGCCAGAUGUUGUACAGAGAACUAUGAUAACCUUUGCACAAACCAGAGAGAAAGUGACAAUGUUUACUUUAUGGACUUCAGUUUUAUGUGGUGAAGGAAUUGUGCUUCUAUGUGCAUUGUGUGUUUCAACCAUAACUGGGCUGUUCUUGAAGGUCACACAAAUUCUAUCUCCCAACAGCGUACAAGAACACAAGAUUGUAAAGAAGCUGCUGUUUUUCUGUGUAAACCUUGUAUUAUGAGGUGUAAAUGUACAGUUACUUUCAGAACAUGAUUAUGUAGCUUUAAAAGCACAGUCUAAAACAGAUUUGUGAUAAAAAUGUAUCUCUACUCUUGCAAACUUUGGAAAGGCAUGUUUGCUGAAGCUAGUUCUGCAGAGCACAGUUUAAGGGUAAAGAGGAAGAGGAACAUAGAGGACUCAGUGGUUCUGAUUCUAUAUCAGGUUUUUAUCCAAAAACUAUGAGAUAAUGGUCGAAACCCACACUUUCUUAGUUUUAAAAUAGAACAGAAAAGAUUUUAAAAACCAUGCAUCAUUUUCUGUCCUCUUAACAUUUAUGCACUAUAUUGCUUUGGUCUAACACAUAAAACCUAAUAAAGUAUACUGAGGUAUUUGUUUUAAUGUGACAAAAUAACGAAAAGAUCCUUGACAGGACACUGUAUAACGGCAUUCUAUAUUGCUUAAAAUUAAAAAAUACUUUGACCAAACAAACCCAGUAAACAUAACUAUUGUAGAACUCGUACUCGUCGUCUUCCGCUUUAUCCGGGACCGGGUCGCGGGGGCAGCAGGCCAGCCGAGAGACAUAGUCCCUCUAGCAUGUCCUGGGCCGUCCCCUGGGCCUCCUCCCGAUGGGACGUGCAUGGAACACCUCCCAAGGAAGGCGUCAAGGAGGCAUCAGAUAUAGAUGAACAAGACCCGAGAUACUUGAACUUGAGGCAGGAACUCCCCUCCAACCUGAAGAGGACAAGCCACCCUUUUCUGGUUGAGAACCAUGGCCUCGGACUUGGAGGAGCUGAUCUUCAUCCCAGCUACUUCACA
Girardinichthys multiradiatus is the source of this 2677-nucleotide messenger RNA. RefSeq names its product opsin 8, group member b (gene opn8b). Gene Ontology annotation, molecular function: G protein-coupled receptor activity. Gene Ontology annotation, biological process: visual perception; G protein-coupled receptor signaling pathway. Gene Ontology annotation, cellular component: membrane. The record is from RefSeq and is a predicted model, not a curated record. The transcript is spliced from 4 exons. Bases 224 to 1258 code for a protein of 344 amino acids. Lineage: Eukaryota; Metazoa; Chordata; Actinopteri; Cyprinodontiformes; Goodeidae.